This is a messenger RNA of Paecilomyces variotii, 2029 nucleotides long. RefSeq lists its product as hypothetical. The coding region runs from base 252 to 1823 and encodes 523 amino acids. The transcript has a single exon. Lineage: Eukaryota; Fungi; Ascomycota; Eurotiomycetes; Eurotiales; Thermoascaceae. The record is from RefSeq and is a predicted model, not a curated record.
UUUGAUGUCACUGGGUGAGAGAGCUUAUAUAUAUAUAUAUAUUUUGUUUUUCCUUUUUAUUCUGACCCUCUUAUACUUUCACCAUUGAGGCAGACAGAUCAAUUAUUUUGUCACAUACAGGCAGCAGACGGAGCCGCGGCGCAAGACGAAGGAACCGUGGUAGGGGCAGUGACCAUGCCCCAUCAUUUUUGUCUUUUAGCAAGCUAAAGUCUCCAGCACGAGAGAGCUACCUCCAGAUAGUCACAGCAGACAUGGCGGAAUCCACGAGACAAGACGACCUCAAGGAAAAGAACAGGGCCCUUCAGAAGGACUUCGCCAACCGGACCAGAGAGCCGAGACGUACGCCAGUUCCGAUACCACACGAUCUCUCAUGGCUGUUAGCAGCAAUAUCUAAACUCGAGAAGAAAGACGGCCUACAGGUGCAAGCUCCCCUGUCUACCCAGAAUGAACAUCGAAUCCCUGGGUUCUCGCCAACAGCGCACCCUCGUCGGCUGACCGAAGUUCUCGACUCGCUAGCAACCCUUUUGGUGUCACAACCGAAGCAUGAGGUUUUUGCCAUCGGUUUACGACCCAGAGGAAGUGACCAGAAGCUUGAGUUAUUCCUGUCUGGUAAUACGCAAAUACAGAGCACCACACGCAAGCAUCUGAGAGACAUCUGGGAUUUCAUGAAGAGAUUAUCGGACUGCUAUUAUGCUGUUUAUAGAGGCGAUCCGACUGAUUGCUCACCUAGAAAUCCUACUAAUGAUCCUGUGUUUCGCGAAACAGAAGCUCUGUUCGCUCGCCAUUGCUUACGAUUCACUUGGCGGCGGCUCCAACACAUAUUCAAUUUGAAGUUCAACGACCUCAGGGGGAUUUCUCCCGCCACGGUACCACCGGGACACCCUUUUCAUUCUGUCCGACGUGCGAUUAUUCGUGUCGUGGGUGUCUUCUUGCGGGAACAGAAUCCCGCAUACGGAAUGCCAGCAGAUGACGACAGGGACGGUUGGCGUAUGCUUCGCAUAUGUCUGCUUGAUGCUCGUAAUGCAAUCCGGAAAUUCCUCGAUGAAAGUGGUUUCCAGGGACUUCAUAUAAACAUCGCUCUUCCCUUCGCGAAGCUGGAAGACUACCUUCGCAAAAUCGCCUCUCACUAUAAUAGUUACGAGAUCUUGGUCAAGGCCGCUGUUUCGCUAAGUUGUCGGCCUCUCUUCACGUUCACAACAUCAGUCAUGGACCUUCCUGAAUCGUCUGCUAGCUUACCUCAGCGCCCCCAGAAACCUGAAGACUGGGAGGCCGUGUUGGAAGAUGCCCUGGGAUGGUACAAUGAAGAGAAUAAGCGCAACAAUACUUUGACCCGAGUCAUGAACAUUGAGGUCAUAGCCAAAGACACCGCUUUUAUGGCCAAACAGGAUAUGUCGAGGACAGCUGUCGUCCAUUGCGAAGUCAAGCUAUUGGCCGCCAUCGAAAGCGAGCAGAGAGAGAAUCCUGGACUGCCUAAGGCAUACACGUACAUCGGGAUGUCAAAACUGUCCUGUACCGGCUGCGAUAGCUUCUUCCGUGCAUUUAAUACCGUUCAUAAUACGACUUGGACAACAAGAGGAAGCCAUGGAAAGUCAUAUUACCCAUGGAUGUUCCCAGAAACGGUGCCGAAACGAGAGGAUGUCCUCAAAGCCACGUACUACAACGUCGUCUCUCGGUGGGUCACAUCAUACAAGGGUUAUGUUCCUCAGUUUGUGCCGAGGGCGCAAUCAGCCCGCAGUACGGGGGUUCUCGGUGAUCUGGAUGAUGAAAUUGAUGAUGUUGUUAGUUAUUUGAAGAACAGGUUGAAACCAGAAGAUCUACGAUAGAUCGGCCUGUACCAGUGCAUUUCCGGAUGCUUUUCCUUUUCUGUCUUUUCUUUCCUUCUUUCCUCGUUUCCAUCUCUUGCAAUGGUUUACGCAACGCUAUUCAGAUUGUGGGAAUUGGAAAUCCUUAAUCAUAAUAUUUCUCAGAAGAGGUUUCGGUGGUUAUCACAUUAGAAAGUCUCCGCAGUUAAUAGAUUUUACUUCUUGCU